UCUUAAACAAGUUGAACAAACUACUAGCCUGUUCCCUCAAAAACAAACUGCGCCACGAAUCUCCUUCCCUCUCUGAGAAUUGCAUCUUUAGAGUCCCUAGAACACUCAGACAACACAAUGAGAGCAUUUAUGAGCCCAAAAUAGUCUCCAUUGGCCCUUAUCACCGCGGCAAAGACAGACUUGCACCGAUGGAGAACAUAAAACUAUGGUACUUGGACACCCUCCUAGCCCGGUUACCCCUUCCUCCAGAAGAAACCUUGCAACAAUUAAUAGAAUGCAUUCGCGAACUAGCGAAAAGAACAAUCAACUGUUAUGCAGAAAGGGUUGACAUGAGUGAAGAUGAGCUCGUGGAAAUGAUGAUCGUCGAUGGAUGCUUUUUACUAGAGCUUUUUAGAAGAGACGUGUGGUUAGUCCCUCGAGACAAUGACGAUCCUGUAUUCAACACAUCCUGGAUGCAUGAAAAUCUCUACCAUGACUUGAUUUUGCUCGAAAAUCAGAUUCCUUGGUUUGUUUUGCACUGUCUGUUUCAUCUAACCUUGUCAGUUCAUGAACAAGAAACAAGUUUCCUAAUCAAGCUUGUCCUAAAAUUCUUCGAAACAACGAUGCUGAUGACAGUUCCAGCAGAGUUCAAAUCCAGAGGCCACGAAAUCAAGCAUAUUUUGGACUUAAUCCGGGGUAGUUUGCUGUCAUCGUCUGAAAAUACCGAACCAACAAAUACAAGCUGGGAACUUUUCCCUCCGGUAACAGAACUCCUACGGGCCGGAGUCCAAUUCAAGAAGGGUCCUCCCGACGACCUACUGAACAUCAAGUUUCGCAAUGGCAUGUUUGAAAUCCCACCAAUAAAGAUCCGGGGAAACUCUGAAUCCCUUUUUCGGAACCUCAUAGCGUACGAGCAGUGUGAUCGCCAGUGCACCGACAAAUUCACAUCCUAUGCAGUGUUCUUGGACUGCCUAAUCAACACAAGCCAAGAUGCAGAUUUGCUCUGUGACAAGAGAAUUGUAGUGCUUGCUUUGAGCACUGAAGAUGUGUCCAUUCUCUUCAAUGGACUCUACAGUGACAUUCUUGUCUAUGAUUUUUACUAUGGUGGUGUGUCUAUGGAGGUGAAUCAAUAUUACAGGUCUCAGUGGCCUAGGUGGAGAGCAAUUCUCAAACGUGAUUACUUUAACAAUCCAUGGUCUAUUGCUUCUUUUAUUGCUGCUAUUGUAAUGCUUGUUUUUACUUUUUUACAGACCCUUUUUACCAUUCUGUCUUGCCUGAAAAACAUCUCUUACUAGCAGAUCAUUCUCAUCAAUAUUGUGAUUUUUCAAUAUAUGUAAUAAUUGCAAUGCUUGUUAUUGUGUCAUAUUGUUCUUCCUUGUCAUUGUGGUUGCAAGAAAAACUGGUAGAACCAAUGGAUAAGUGAUUAAUACUACACAUUUUGUAAUAAAGGUUAGGAAAAGGAAGGUAUUUAUAGUGC
Molecule: messenger RNA, 1456 nt
Organism: Camellia sinensis
Lineage: Eukaryota; Viridiplantae; Streptophyta; Magnoliopsida; Ericales; Theaceae
Product: UPF0481 protein At3g47200
Source: RefSeq, a predicted model, not a curated record